AGCUUGCGAAUGCAAUCAGCACGCCCGCAGAUGCAGAUUCAAUAUGGAGCUGUACAAGUUGUCUGGUCGGGUGUCUGGAGGCGUUUGCCUGAAAUGUCGUCAUUACACAGCCGGAAGACACUGUCACUACUGCCGUGAAGGAUUCUACAGGGAUCCCAACAGGGCGAUCACGCACCGACGGGCAUGCAAACCUUGCGAUUGCCAUCCAAUAGGAGCAUCAGGAAAGACGUGCAACCAGGCUACAGGACAAUGUCCUUGUAAAGAUGGAGUUGUCGGAAUUACUUGCAAUCGUUGUGCCAAAGGAUAUCAACAGAGUAGAUCGCAUAUUGCACCUUGUAUCAAAAUUCCGGUGGUACAAAUGAUGGCUACUGAAGAAGAUAAUGAAGGGUAUGAAGACUAUCCUGACACGAAUAAACCAGGAGAUCAGUGUGGAAAAUGCAAAGCAGCCACUAGAAGAUUAAACAUGAACAAAUACUGCAAGAGAGACUAUGCUAUAAUGGCCAAAGUACUAUCCCGAAUCGACAACAACGAAGCUGAGUAUACAAAAGGAUGGGUACGAUUCAUGAUCAAUGUCGAAUUUAUUUACAAAAAGUCCAAGGAAUCGAGAAUACGCAAAGGAACCAUGCCCAUGUUGGUACCAGCUGCUGAUUUAGCUUGCAAGUGUCCAAAGAUCAAAUCAAAUAAAUCGUACCUAUUCUUAGGACGAGAACGUGACGAUUCUCCCGGAGGAAUAGUGACAGGCAGCCUUGGCGUGACCCAAAGAUCCAUAGUCAUCGAAUGGAAGGACGAAUGGGAUCAAAGAAUGCGUAGAUUCCGUCGCCGAGCUAGAAAAUGCAAGUGA
Messenger RNA from Psylliodes chrysocephalus, 841 nucleotides. NCBI's taxonomy places the organism in Eukaryota, Metazoa, Arthropoda, Insecta, Coleoptera, Chrysomelidae. The record is from the annotation of a GenBank genome assembly.